Oenanthe melanoleuca is the source of this 9387-nucleotide messenger RNA. It is a transcript of the gene ITPR2, whose product is annotated as inositol 1,4,5-trisphosphate receptor type 2. Gene Ontology annotation, molecular function: inositol 1,4,5 trisphosphate binding; inositol 1,4,5-trisphosphate-gated calcium channel activity. Gene Ontology annotation, cellular component: endoplasmic reticulum; membrane. The record is from RefSeq and is a predicted model, not a curated record. Bases 224 to 8326 code for a protein of 2700 amino acids. Gene Ontology annotation, biological process: calcium ion transmembrane transport. The transcript is spliced from 57 exons. NCBI's taxonomy places the organism in Eukaryota, Metazoa, Chordata, Aves, Passeriformes, Muscicapidae.
GCGGGCGGGGGCCGGGCCGUGCAGAGCCGCGCACCGCGCUCCUGUCAGCCCGCACGGCACCUCAGGGGCCGCGCUCAGCCCCCCGCCCGCCCGCCUCAGCUCCCAGCCUCAUCACGGAUCGCUGUCAUUUGCUUUGAUUUUAUUUUUAAUUUUUUUUUAAAUUUUUUUUUUUUUUUCACCUCGAAGGGGAGGAGCGCGGAACCCAGCUGGAAAAUGAACCAGAAUGUCUGAGAAAAUGUCCAGCUUUCUGUACAUCGGGGACAUCGUGUCCCUGUACGCGGAGGGCUCCGUCAAUGGCUUCAUCAGCACGCUGGGGUUGGUGGAUGACCGGUGUGUGGUGCAGCCAGAGGCAGGUGACCUUGCUAAUCCUCCAAAGAAGUUCCGAGACUGCCUUUUCAAGGUGUGUCCUAUGAACAGAUAUUCAGCCCAGAAGCAGUACUGGAAAGCCAAGCAAGCCAAACAAGGAAACCAUACUGAAGCAGCACUGCUGAAGAAACUUCAACAUGCAGCAGAACUGGAACAGAAGCAGAAUGAAAGUGAAAACAGAAAGCUGUUGGGUGAAAUUGUAAAAUACAGCAACGUCAUCCAGCUACUGCACAUAAAAAGCAACAAAUACCUCACAGUCAACAAGAGAUUGCCAGCUCUGCUGGAGAAGAAUGCCAUGCGGGUGUCCCUGGAUGCUGCAGGGAAUGAGGGCUCCUGGUUUUACAUCCAGCCAUUCUGGAAACUGAGGAGUGAAGGUGACAAUGUUGUGGUGGGAGAUAAAGUUGUUCUCAUGCCAGUCAAUGCAGGACAGCCUCUGCAUGCCAGCAACAUUGAGCUUCUAGAUAACCCUGGCUGCAAAGAGGUAAAUGCUGUCAACUGUAACACAAGCUGGAAAAUAACUUUGUUCAUGAAAUUCAGUAGUUACCGAGAUGAUGUACUGAAAGGAGGAGAUGUUGUGAGGUUGUUUCAUGCAGAGCAAGAGAAGUUUCUGACCUGUGAUGAAUAUGAGAAGAAGCAACACAUUUUCCUCCGCACUACGUUACGUCAGUCGGCCACGUCUGCAACAAGUUCUAAAGCACUGUGGGAAAUAGAGGUUGUCCACCAUGACCCUUGCCGGGGAGGGGCAGGACAGUGGAACAGCUUGUUUAGAUUUAAGCAUUUGGCAACUGGAAACUACUUGGCUGCAGAGCUUAACCCACACUACCCAGAAGGUAAUAAUGAAGGCAAAGCUUUGCAGAGAGACGGCGACCUUCCUGCUUCAAAGAAGAAACGCCAGGCAGGGGAGAAGAUUAUGUACACUUUGGUCUCUGUGCCACAUGGAAAUGACAUUGCAUCUCUCUUUGAACUGGAUGCCACCACCCUUCAGAGAGCUGAUUGCCUGGUUCCAAGGAACUCCUAUGUCCGACUGAGGCACUUGUGCACCAACACUUGGGUCACCAGCACCAGCAUCCCCAUAGACACUGAGGAAGAGAGGCCUGUGAUGUUAAAGAUUGGGACAUGCCAAACCAAAGAGGACAAGGAGGCUUUUGCCAUUGUAUCUGUUCCUCUGUCUGAGGUCAGAGACUUGGACUUCGCCAACGACGCCAACAAGGUUUUGGCAUCAACUGUUAAAAAGCUGGAGAAUGGAACAAUAACCCAGAAUGAAAGGAGGUUUGUAACCAAGCUGCUGGAAGAUCUCAUUUUCUUUGUUGCUGAUGUGCCCAAUAAUGGGCAAGAAGUUUUGGAUGUGAUUGUUACCAAGCCAAACAGGGAACGACAGAAAUUAAUGAGGGAGCAAAAUAUAUUGGCUCAGAUAUUUGGCAUCCUCAAAGCUCCUUUUAAGGACAAAGGUGAAGGAUCAAUGCUGAGACUUGAAGACCUGGGUGACCAGAGAUAUGCUCCCUACAAAUACAUGUUAAGGUUAUGCUACAGAGUUCUAAGACACUCCCAACAGGACUACAGGAAGAACCAGGAAUAUAUUGCUAAGAACUUCUGUGUCAUGCAGUCUCAGAUUGGUUAUGAUAUUCUGGCAGAAGACACCAUCACAGCUUUGUUGCACAACAACAGAAAACUGCUAGAGAAACACAUCACAGCUAAAGAAAUAGAGACAUUCGUGAAUUUACUCAGGAGAAAUCGAGAGCCCAGAUUCUUGGAUUAUCUAUCAGACCUGUGUGUCUCUAACACCACAGCAAUUCCAGUAACUCAGGAACUCAUCUGCAAGUUUAUGCUGAGCCCAGGGAAUGCUGACAUUCUCAUCCAGACAAAGCUGGUUUCAACCCAAAUGGACAAUCCCUUGGAAUGCCCAGUCAUCUCAGAUGACAUUGAUGAAGAGGAAGUGUGGCUUUACUGGAUUGACAGCAACAAGGAGCCUCAUGGCAAAGCCAUCAGGCAUCUGGCUCAGGAGGCAAAGGAGGGCACAAAAGCUGAUUUGGAAGUUCUUACCUACUACAGGUACCAGCUGAACCUCUUUGCAAGGAUGUGCCUGGACCGCCAGUACCUCGCCAUCAACCAGAUUUCUGCCCAGCUGUCAGUAGACUUGAUCCUCAGGUGCAUGUCUGAUGAAAGCCUCCCCUAUGACCUGCGGGCUUCCUUCUGCCGCCUGAUGCUGCACAUGCACGUGGACAGGGAUCCCCAGGAGUCCGUGGUGCCUGUCAAGUAUGCCAGACUGUGGACUGAAAUUCCCACCAAGAUCACCAUUCAUGAGUAUGAUUCCUUCACUGACUCUUCAAGGAAUGAAAUGAAGACAAAGUUUGCACUAACAAUGGAAUUUGUAGAAGAGUACUUGAAAGAAGUUGUGAAUCAACCCUUUCCAUUUGGAGACAAAGAGAAAAAUAAACUUACGUUUGAGGUGGUCCAUCUGGCUCGAAACCUCAUAUACUUUGGCUUUUACAGUUUUAGUGAGCUUCUCAGACUGACCCGGACGCUGCUGGCGAUUCUGGAUAUUGUUCAAGUUCCCAUUUCGUCGUACUUCGAAAGGCUGAGCAAGUUUCAGGAUGGAGGGAACAACGUCAUGAGGACCAUCCAUGGGGUAGGAGAGAUGAUGACCCAAAUGGUGCUGAGCAGAGGGUCUGUGUUUCCCAUCAGUACCCCUGACAUACAGCCAAGCAUUCACCCAAGCAAGCAAGCCAGCACUGCAGACAGUGAAGAUGUGAUUGUAAUGGACACCAAAUUGAAAAUCAUUGAGAUUCUGCAGUUUAUUCUCAGUGUUAGACUGGACUACAGAAUAUCCUACAUGCUGUCUAUCUAUAAAAGAGAGUUUGGAGAAAACACUGAAAAUGUUGACUGCUCUACAUCAUCCCCACCUGACACACCAGGGACCGCCUCAGCAAUUGUUCCUGACAUAGAUGAAAUUGCAGCUCAGGCUGAAACCAUGUUUGCUGGCAGAAAGGAGAAGAAUGCAGUUCAGCUUGAUGAUGAAGGGGGCAGAACCUUUUUACGGGUCCUCAUUCACCUCAUUAUGCACGACUACCCUCCGCUGCUCUCAGGGGCCCUGCACCUGCUGUUCAAGCACUUCAGCCAGAGAGCAGAAGUUCUGCAAGCAUUCAAACAGGUUCAGUUGCUGGUGUCCAAUCAAGAUGUGGAUAACUACAAGCAAAUCAAGGCUGAUCUUGACCAGCUACGUCUGACUGUAGAGAAAUCUGAAUUGUGGGUUGAGAAGAGCAGCAAUUAUGAGAGUGGAGAGGUGGGUGACAAUCAAACCAAAGGGGGAGAAGAGCCAAUGGAGGAAUCAAACAUUUUGAGCCCAAUACAGGAUGGGACCAAAAAACCCCAGAUAGACAGCAUUAAAAGCAAUAACUACAAUAUUGUUAAAGAGAUUUUGAUUCGACUCAGCAAACUUUGUGUUCAGAAUAAAAAAUGUCGGAAUCAACAGCAGCGUUUACUGAAAAAUAUGGGAGCCCACUUGGUAGUCUUGGACCUUCUGCAGAUCCCCUAUGAAAAGAGUGAUGAAAAGAUGAAUGAAGUUAUGAAUCUAGCCCACACUUUUCUUCAGAAUUUCUGUCGAGGAAAUCCUCAGAAUCAAGUUCUCCUCCACAAAAAUCUCAACUUGUUCUUAACUCCAGGGCUGCUGGAAGCUGAGACCAUGAGGCACAUCUUCAUGAAUAAUUACCUCCUGUGCAAUGAGAUCAGUGAGAGGGUGGUGCAGCACUUUGUGCACUGCAUCGAGACCCACGGCCGGCACGUGGAGUACCUGCGGUUCCUGCAGACCAUCGUGAAAGCAGAUGGCAAAUAUGUGAAAAAGUGCCAGGACAUGGUAAUGACAGAGCUGAUAAAUGGUGGUGAAGACGUGCUGAUAUUCUACAACGACAGAGCCUCCUUCCCAGUGCUGCUCCAGAUGAUGUGCUCGGAGCGCGACCGCGCCGACGAGAGCGGGCCCUUGGCGUACCACAUCACCCUGGUGGAGCUGCUGGCUGCCUGCACAGAGGGCAAGAAUGUCUACACAGAGAUCAAGUGCAACUCACUGCUGCCCCUGGAUGAUAUUGUGAGGGUAGUGACCCAUGAUGACUGCAUUCCUGAGGUGAAAAUUGCCUAUGUUAAUUUUGUUAACCACUGUUAUGUGGACACUGAAGUGGAAAUGAAAGAAAUCUAUGCCAGUAAUCAUAUCUGGAAACUUUUUGAGAACUUCCUUGUUGACAUGGCAAGGGUUUGUAACACAACCACGGAUCGUAAACACGCAGACACAUCUCUGGAGAAAUAUGUCACUGAGCCUGUCAUGAGCAUUGUGAGUGGCUUCUUCAAUUCACCAUUUUCAGAUAACAGCACCAGCCUCCAGACACACCAACCUGUUUUUAUUCAGCUGCUGCAGUCUGCUUUUAGAAUUUACAACUGCACCUGGCCAAACCCAACACAGAAAGCCUCAGUGGAGUCCUGUAUCAAGACUUUGGCUGAAGUGGCCAAGAACCGCGGGAUCGCGAUUCCGGUGGAUUUGGACAGCCAGGUGAACACCCUGUUCAUGAAGAGUCACUCCAACAUGGUGCAGAGGGCAGCCAUGGGCUGGAGGAUGUCAGCCCGCAGCGGACCUCGCUUCAAAGAAGCUCUUGGUGGGCCUGCCUGGGAUUACAGGAAUAUCAUAGAGAAGCUCCAGGACGUGGUGUCCUCCCUGGAGCAGCAGUUCACACCCAUGAUGCAAGCUGAAUUCUCAGUGCUGGUUGAUGUGCUGCACAGCCCAGAGCUCCUGUUCCCUGAGGGCAGUGAUGCCAGAAUAAGAUGUGGUGCUUUCAUGUCCAAGUUGAUUAAUCACACAAAGAAGCUAAUGGAGAAAGAAGAAAAGCUCUGCAUUAAAAUCCUUCAAACUUUACGAGAAAUGCUUGACAAGAAAACCAACUUUGCAGAAGAGGGCAACACUUUAAGGAAAAUCCUCCUGCAUCGGUACUUUAAAGGGGAAUAUGGAAGUGGUAUGAAUGGGCCCCUGUCUGCCAGCUACAGCAAAACUGCACAAGUGGGAGGUGGAUUUUCAGGACAAGAUGCAGAUAAAUCUGGGGUGACCAUGUUUGAUAUCCAGUGCCUCCUGGACAAGGAAGGGGCCUCAGAACUGGUCAUAGAUGUGAUAGUGAACACCAGAAAUGACAGGAUUUUCUCAGAAGGCAUUCUGCUUGGUAUUGCACUGCUUGAGGGUGGAAAUACACAAACACAGUAUUCGACUUACCAGCAGCUGAGGGAGCAGAAAAAGUCAGAGAGGUUCUUUAAAGUGCUGUAUGAUCGCAUGAAAGCUGCUCAGCAGGAGAUCAGAUCCACUGUGACAGUGAACACUAUUGACCUGGGGAGCAAGAAGAAGGAGGAUGACAGUGACCUCACCAUUGCUGCUCCCAAAAAGAGAGUUAAGGAUUCAACUCUGCAUCUGAAAGAGGGAAUGAAAGGACAGUUAACAGAAGCAUCUUCUGCAACCUCCAAGGCUUACUCUGUGUACAGAAGAGAAAUGGACCCAGAAAUAGAUCUGAUGGGCUCGGGAGCAGAUGCUGCAAAUGCAGAAGAGAAGUCUGCAGAAGAAGCAAUCAUGAGCCCUGCCAUUGCAAUCAUGCAGCCAAUACUGAGAUUUCUUCAGCUGCUGUGUGAGAACCACAACCGAGAGCUCCAGAAUUUUUUAAGACAUCAAAACAAUAAAACAAAUUACAACCUCGUUUGUGAGACCCUUCAGUUUUUGGACUGCAUCUGUGGGAGCACCACAGGUGGGCUGGGCUUGCUGGGGCUUUACAUCAACGAGAGGAACGUGACUCUUGUCAACCAGACCCUGGAAAGCUUGACAGAAUAUUGCCAGGGCCCAUGCCAUGAAAACCAGACAUGCAUAGCCACCCAUGAGUCUAAUGGGAUUGAUAUUAUAAUUGCUCUCAUCUUGAAUGACAUAAACCCUCUUGGCAAAUACUGCAUGGACCUGGUGCUUCAGCUCAAGAACAAUGCCUCCAAGCUUUUGCUGGCUAUUAUGGAAAGCAGGCAAGACAGUGAGAACGCGGAAAGAAUCCUUUUCAACAUGAGACCAAGAGAACUGGUGGAUGUGAUGAAGAAUGCCUACAACCAAGGUCUGGAAUGCGACCACGAGGAGGAGAAUGGAGAUGAUGGCAUCUCCCCAAAAGAUGUUGGCCAUAAUAUCUAUAUUUUGGCACAUCAGCUGGCUUGUCACAAUAAAACAUUGCAACAGAUGCUGAAGCCAGGGUCAGAUCCAGAUGAAGGAGAUGAAGCCCUGAGGUUUUAUGCCAAACAUACGGCACAGAUAGAGAUUGUUCGCCACGAUAGAACAAUGGAGAAGAUUGUCUUUCCUGUCCCCAAUAUUUGUGAAUUCCUCACUCGGGAAUCCAAAAGUCGAGUAUUCAAUACAACAGAGAGAGAUGAGCAAGGCAGCAAAGUCAAUGACUUUUUCCAGCAGACUGAGGAUCUGUACAAUGAGAUGAAAUGGCAAAAGAAAAUUAGGAAUAAUCCAGCCCUGUUUUGGUUCUCCAGACACAUCUCUCUCUGGGGGAGCAUUUCCUUCAACCUUGCUGUGUUCAUCAAUUUAGCAGUUGCUCUGUUCUACCCUUUUGGAGAUGAUGGAGAUGAAGGCACGCUCUCACCGCUGUUCUCCGUGCUCCUCUGGAUAGCAGUGGCAUUUUGCACAGCAAUGCUGUUUUUCAUCUCCAAGCCUGUUGGCAUUCGACCCUUUUUGGUGUCUGUUAUUCUCAGGUCUAUCUAUACUAUAGGGCUCGGUCCUACCUUGAUACUCCUUGGUGCUGCUAAUCUGUGUAACAAAAUCGUGUUCCUGGUGAGCUUUGUUGGGAACCGUGGGACUUUCACCCGUGGCUACAGAGCAGUCAUCAUGGACAUGGCUUUUCUCUACCACGUGGCCUAUGUCCUGGUCUGCAUGCUGGGCCUCUGUGUGCACGAGUUCUUCUACAGCUUCCUGCUGUUUGAUCUGGUGUACAGGGAGGAGACAUUGCUAAAUGUGAUAAAAAGUGUUACCCGGAAUGGCCGUUCAAUUAUCCUCACUGCAGUGCUAGCACUCAUCCUGGUUUAUCUCUUCUCCAUCAUUGGCUUCCUCUUCCUGAAAGAUGACUUCAUCAUGGAGGUUGACAGGUUGAAAAUCAGAACCCCUGCUGCAGGUAUUGGUGAAGUUCCCACUACAACCCUGACAUCAAUGAUGGGAGCCUGUGCCAAAGAGAACUGUUCCACGAGCAUCCCAGCUCUUAACCCAGGUGAAGAAGAGGAGGAUGGAAUAGAAAGGACCUGUGACACCCUGCUGAUGUGCAUUGUGACCGUGCUAAACCAAGGCCUGCGGAAUGGGGGGGGUGUGGGAGACGUGCUCAGAAAGCCUUCCAAAGAUGAGCCCUUGUUUGCUGCACGAGUUGUUUAUGAUCUUCUGUUUUACUUCAUUGUCAUAAUUAUUGUUCUCAACCUGAUCUUUGGAGUCAUCAUUGAUACAUUUGCUGAUCUCAGGAGUGAAAAGCAGAAAAAGGAGGAGAUACUAAAGACCACCUGUUUCAUCUGUGGACUGGAGAGAGACAAAUUUGAUAACAAGACCGUUUCGUUUGAGGAGCAUAUAAAGGCAGAACACAACAUGUGGCAUUAUUUGUACUUUAUAGUUCUUGUCAAAGUUAAAGAUCCAACUGAAUACACUGGCCCGGAGAGCUACGUGGCACAAAUGAUUGUGGAGAAGAAUUUGGACUGGUUCCCUCGGAUGAGAGCCAUGUCUCUGGUCAGCAAUGAAGGUGACAGCGAGCAAAAUGAAAUCAGGAACCUGCAGGAGAGGCUGGAGUCAACCAUGAGCCUUGUAAAACAGCUUUCCAGUCAGCUGGCUGAGCUCAAGGAGCAGAUGACAGAACAAAGGAAGAAUAAGCAGAGGCUGGGCUUUCUUGGAUCAAACACACCCCAUGUGAAUCAUCACAUGCCACCACCCUGAUACCACGGGGAGAAGCCGUGACUAGCCUUUCAUCAGUAUUCCUGCUUUAUUAUAGAAUAAAAAAACUGAGAUUGAGAGGAGUGAACAGUGCCUAUUGUUACAAAGUUAAAAACAACCAAGUGCCAAGAUGUUAAGUGGUUUAGCUCUGGGAACAAUUUGUAGCUGUUUUUUUUUUUUUUUCAUGGUUGAGAGGGACCACAACCUAGACUGUGAGCGAUACGAGGCAGCUCGUUUGUAUUUUCUGCCUGGCCCUGCCCUGCUCUGGGGCUGGCUGGGACAGAGGAUGGGACAGAGGCUGAGCCACAUCCUGGAGCCCCCCUCUCCCUGGAGCACUGGGAGAGCUGAGCUGAGCAGAAGAAGGAGAGGUGUUUAUUGAGGCAAACACGAGAGCCUGGCUCAGAAUCAAUAGGUCGUCCCUGGCUCACUUGCCAAAUAGCAACAUUAGUCAUAUUUGCUUGGCAUUUACUAUUUUUUAAUUACCAUAAAUAUGUCAGUCUGUAAGCAUGAUGUUGCUUCAAGUAACUUCUACCAGGAGGGAAAGGGGUAAAACCUCAAAAGGCUGGGGGAAGGAAGAAAAAAGAAAAAAAGAGGAAAAAAAUAGAAAAAGAGUUGCAAAGAGAAACAUUAACGCUUUUGAAUUUUAGCUGUCACCAUGCAAUUUCUUAUUUAUAACAUGGAGCACAAUGGAUCUACAGCUGUGGGAAUGUUAUGCACAUAACACUGACAACAUAACUGGAAGUGAUUUCUUUCUCCUGGCUUCAGAUGUUCUCUAUUAAUGUGGUUGUGAGGUUUCACAUACUGAAGAGUUAAACUGUGUUUUAAAUUCAAGUUCCAAUGGAGGAUUCAGGGGGGAAAAAAAAUUAUACCUGUAGUUUGAAGCAUGUAUGGGAUUUUAUUUUUUUAUAAAAAGCUCAGAAAUGUCUUUCUGUACAGAACUGUAAUGGUGUCAUUACCUUCCAUAAACUCAUCUUCAGCAAGAGUUGACUUGAGUAAAUAAACACCAUAUUCUGCCAGCUUUCCUGUGAGCUAAAGAUCGUGGCUUGAUGGUUUUGCCUGCCCUU